Molecule: messenger RNA, 11720 nt
Organism: Homo sapiens (human)
Lineage: Eukaryota; Metazoa; Chordata; Mammalia; Primates; Hominidae
Gene: GALNT7
Product: polypeptide N-acetylgalactosaminyltransferase 7
Exons: 15
Coding region: 7545-9470 (641 amino acids)
Biological process (GO): protein O-linked glycosylation via N-acetylgalactosamine
Cellular component (GO): Golgi membrane
Molecular function (GO): polypeptide N-acetylgalactosaminyltransferase activity
Source: RefSeq, a predicted model, not a curated record
ACAGGUAAACAGAAGUAACUAUCAUUUGGGGUUGUCAAGAUAUGGGUAGUAGAUACCUAAUUCCAUGAAUGCCUUCUCUGUGCAAGUGCUGGAAAGUAACCUCAGACUUCCAGACUCAUCACUGAGAUUCUUUUUCUUAAGCAAAAUAGUGACGCUCUGCAGGAUUUCUAUAACUGAAGUUCUCUAAAAGAUAAAUUUAUAUUGCAUUAAGAGGGUAGAGGGUAGUAUUUAGAGCUAUGCUCUCUUAAAAAGAGUAAAGAAAUUUCAUGUAUAUGAAGGAACAGAAAGCAUGGGGAUAAGUUUUAUACACCCUAGAGUGGACUUUUAUGAUAAAAAGUAAUUUACUUGUUAAUCAAUUUAAUUCAGCAAUGGGAAAAGAUCUUUCUCUUCUUUCUGAAAUCUUACACAGUGAAGGGAUGAAAAUGGUUAUACUAUUGGUAAUCAGAGAUGUUCCUAUUUUGUUUUGAUGUGUAGAUUCCGUAGUACCUAGUGUUGUUGGAUAUUAAGAAAAAUUCUAAUCCCUGUUCUUGUGGGAAUUGCACAAGGAGCAAUGUAAACACAGGUAGUGGAGGUAGAGAUGUGCUGUCGUCUACUUCUGCUCUAACUUGAGCAGCCACAUCUCACUCAGGGUCAUCCCAUAGGAUGUCCAGGCUGUGGUUGGAGAGAAGUGGGGGGAUGAAGACGUGGGGUGCAAUAAUGGGAGGAGGAUGGGCUUUGGGACCAGAAGGUUGUGAAUUUGAGUUCUGGUCCAUCUUCUUGGCAGCUGGGUCGAUUAGGGUGGUGAAUUAGCUGGCUGAAUUACUUCACACAUCAGAGCCUCACUUUCCUGGUUUGUAAAAUGCAGAUUGUGCCCCUCUCCCAGGGCUGCCAUGAGGGUUAGGGAGGCCAGGAAUUAAAACAUGUAAACCAUGCAUUACACUGCAUUUCAACCCCUGCAAGGGUGAUGCAGCUAGCUUUACCUGAUUUUACUUGGAUUGUUUCUUUUUUUUUUUUGAGACGGAGUCUCGCUCUGUCACCCAGGCUGGAGUGCAGUGGUGUGAUCUCGGUUCACUGCAAGCUCCACCUUCCGGGUUCACGCCAUUCUCCCGCCUCAGCCUCCCAAGUAGCUGGGACUACAGGUGCCCGCCACCAUGCCUGGCUAAUUUUUUUUUUUUUUUGUAUUUUUAGUAGAGACGGAGUUUCACCGUGUUAGCCAGGAUAGUCUCGAUCUCCUGACCUCAUGAUCCGCCUGCCUCGGUCUCCCAAGGUGCUGGGAUUACAGGCGUGAGCCACCGCGCCCGGCCUGGAUUGUUUCUUUAGUGAAGAAAAGACUGGGGAGAAGGGCACUUCUUAAAGCAAUGUCAACAGCCUCUCAUAUAGUUAAUACAUCUCUAUGUGGCCCUUCCCAGAGUGUCCUUCUGUGAGGAGAUCCAUUACAAAUACAAAAAAUUCAUGUGGCCAGAUAAGUUCUAUGACCAGAUAAGUCUGGCAAAAGCUGUUUAUUAUACCUGCCUCUUAAAGAUUCACAAGGCUGAAAAGUCCUGAAGGAAUGUAACUUUCUCUAACCCAGAAUUUCACAAACUUAUAUGAAAACAAAAUCUUUAUUUAGUAUGAUAACCUAUUGGCAUCAAUUCAUAUAUUAUUUCAGUAAAUGUUGGAGACUUUCUGUGUGCCACAGACACCUUCACAGGCUGCUUCAGCGAGGACUGGGGGAGGGAGAGAGAGAUGAGUAAAAAGAUUGAAAUGAUGAUUCCAGAUCAUGAGGGAUACGUUGAAUAUAAUAAAUCAGUGUGGGUAUUCUGGGUGAGAAGUGAGAGCUAUUUCAGAUCAGAUGGUCAUAAAAGGCCUCUUGAAGAGGUGAUAUUUGAGCUGGAAUCUGAAUAAUUCAAGUUAACUGGCCUUGCAAAAAUCUUGGAGGGUAGAACCUUCUAGGCAGAGAUAAAAGCAAAGGAAUUAGUGUUCUUGAGAGCACACUUUGAGGAAAGCUGUUGCAAUAAGAGCAAAGAGCAUGUAUAAGAAGUAUUUCAAUCAAAUUUUUAUAUACAAAAUAUGUAGUAAAUCUUUUUCGAGCAUUAUGUGCUAGAUACUAUGUGCCACAGACACAGAGAUGACAGUUACAUUUAAAGAGUAGAGUAGUUCGGAGAAGAAAGACUCAACAUCUAGGGGAUUGAGUGAUAAGUUGCAUGGUGGAGGUAGCAUGUUGUAGUGGCUGAGGUUAGAGCCAGACUGCCCAAGUUCAGGUCCUAGAUCCGCCACUUACUUGAUAACCUUGGGCAAGCUACUGACAUCUGCAUGCGAACACUGGGGACAUUCCUAGUGCCUCUCAGUGGAUUGUUAGUAUAUGCAAAGUUGUUAGGACAGUGCCUGGAACAUAAGGACCACAUGCUAAAAUUGAAGAUGAUGAUGUUAGAGAUAUUCCCGUCAUAACCAUCAUCGUUACAGUUGUCAUCACUGUAAUCUUUUAGUGCCAUGGUCCAGCUCAGAUGCCUGAGUCUUCAUGCCCUCCUAAUGGGCCCCAGGUUUGCCCAUCAGAGUCUUACACAUGAUCACCCACACCAUGUAGGCACUAUUCUUACCCAGCAAAGAGAUUAAAACUUGCUUCAUCUGUUUUCUACCCAAUUUAACUUUGUUAACCACCCUCUUAAAAAGAAGUUUCUUGAGGAUUUAUCUCUGGUUGUCUUCCAGUUUGGGCGGCGGGUGGUGGGUGGUGAUAGUUGGUAAUAGGGUUGAGGUAGGAUGGAAUAAAUCAGAAUCUGCAAUGAACCACUUGCUGGAUAAUUAGGGUAGAUGAGAACCACAGGACUGUAAUAAAAAUGGAUUAUCAUAACGAUGACCCUACGGUGCUAAAUGAUGCACCAUGUUCCUUUUGAAUCAACAAAAGUUAAAGUCUUCCUGGAAUAGUUUUAGUACAUUAUUGAUCUCUAAUUCUUAGAAAAUUGGCAAUCCAUGUAUAGAAUAAGAAAGUCUCUAUUGCUGCAAAUAUUCAUAACCUGAAGAACCCAUUCCCUAACCAUUUUAGAUAAAUAAGAUUUUUAUAAAAUUAAAGCAAUUAUUAAAAUUCUAUUUGUGCAUGGAAGAAGCCAUUUAGCUAACCAAUUAUAUAUCUAACUUCUGUAACAGCACUUCGGAAUUAAUCUAAUUGCAUCCUAUUGAAAGUCAGUCACCUUUUGCAACAUGACAAUUUUAUGCCAAGAGAAUGAAAAUGUCAGGUAUUUCCAUUACAGAGAGUCACAUUUUCCCUUGAUUGUUUCAGGCAGAAAGAAAGCGACUCAGAUUAAUCUGUUUAGAACUAUUUUCAGUUAUCUGUAUAUGUCAUACAUGCUGUCAUGUUCUAAGACCACUUUGUUCUUGGAUACUGCUUUCCAAAAUCUAUGGGAUUCUACUCUUAAAAAAAAAAAAGAAUAUCUCGCUUUACAUAUCAUUUUAUUCUGGGGAAGCCUAAUUAGCACAUUAAUAUCAGAGAGCUGACAACCUCCUACAUGUUAUUUUAGGAUUCCAUGUGCAAGACCAUAUUAUUCUAGUUAUUUGAAUGGCACGUAUUCUCCACAGCUUGCUAACAGUAGUUUUGUCUUUUAAAAUUUAUGUGUUUCCAGUGUUUAGGGUCUGCUAAGGAGUGGGAGGUGAAUGUGUCAUCAUAAAGAAUGUUGCAGCAAAUAUAUUUUGCAGGAUACAGCCAUUUCCAUUUUUUGUAGUACAAAGAUCCUAUCAUCCUGAAAUCUUACAUUGUAGAUUGUGUUAUGUGCUGCUUUUUAUUUCAGUGAGAUGAAAGUAAUAUUCUGAAUGAGAAAAGAAUUAGAGUAGCAUUUCUCAAAUGCCAGUUUUGAACCUAAGUUUAAAAUAGAGAGAUUUAUCACUGAAAAGAUUAAGAGAAAAGAAAGAACAUUUAUGGAAUAGGGAUUACACUAGGUAUUUUCAUAGAGGUAUUUAAUUCUUGCAGUCAACCUUCAAGAUCUGUGAGAUUUAUCCAUCACAAAUAAAUGUGUUCAGAUUAAGUAUGUGGCCUAGCAAUUUUGUAAAUUACUGUUUUUUACUUUGCAUUUAACAUUUAUGUAAUUCCAAGCCAAUAUUUUGAACCUACUUUUAACAGUUACAUAAGACCUUUUAGAAUGAAUUUUGUAUUUAUCUUUUUUCUCCUGAUUUUCUGGCCUUCAUUUUUCUGCCAAAUAUUUUAAAAAAUAGUGUUUUACUGUAUGUUUUUAGAUAAGCCACCUCAUGCCAUUCUUGAUAUAAGUUGUGGUUAUUAAAUUAAUUUAAUAAAUUAACUAAUUAUAAACUUGGCCAAAGUCACACAGGUAAGAAAUGGUAGGUCCAAAUAUAUAAACCUAAAUAUGAUAAAUUUCCAAGUACUUGCUGUUCUCUUUGCACCUUGCUGCCUUAUGGAAUCAAGGUAAAAAUAAAGAAAAAAAUGUAAGUGCUUUGAAAGGGUUCACAGCUAUUUGUAUAACUAGAAUAUAAUCUAUUUUGAGCAAAGAGAAUUGGGUUAUAUAUCUUAUUUCUAGAUUGGGCCAAACCAGUAAGUCAUUUUCGGUUUACAGGAUUCAAAUCAACAUUGUAUUAACAUUAAUGAAAAUGCCAACUCCCAUUCAGAGCAGAUGAGCAACAGGUGAUAUCAGAGAGGACCUCUUAGAAAAAGCACCUUUUUUUUCUAGUAACUGCUGAUUGUGUCCUACAACCUUCUGUGUUAAUUAGCUUGAAGUGCCUCAAUAAUGCAUCGGCCAGGUUGCCCAGAACCCUGCAAACAUCUUUUCAUCAUCCCUCAUGUUGUGGGCUUUCCUUAAUAGGAAGGCAGAUAACUUCAGAUCUUUAUGUCUCUUAGAUUUUAUAGUUUUGAAAAAGUGACAAGUCUUUUUGUCAAUAGAUGCCUGGGUCUUCUUAUACUUCUGAAGAGAGGAAAAUCAAUCCAAAAGAAAACACAAUAGAUUCUAAUUUUAUGGACUGUUCAUUAGGAAGUCUGGUUUUGCUUAAGACAACUGUGCUGGUCUAGAAGUUCAUAGUAUUUAUUGAUUUUUCUUCUUUCUGAUGAUCAUUAUUGCUAUUUUGUAGCAAUAUUGAUAUUGUAUAAUAUAAAUUCUUUUUAUUUUGCUAAAGGGAAGUGCUUCUGUAUUCUUGAAAACUGAGAAUCAAACAGUAUUUAAAGUACUUUUUCUGGUUUAUCCCCAGUGUCUGUCAUAGGGCAUAGCUCUAAAGAAGUUCACUCAGAUAUCAAGGGUGAAUGAAAAUUCUCUGAAAGAGAAGUACAAAUUAUUGUGGGUCCAACUCUUUACCAUACAUUAUAGAAGGCAGAGAAACCAUGACCACCUAAACUUGUAGGACACUGUGGGGAGAAGAGCCUAUGAAGUUGAUUCCUAAUGUAGGUCUGCAGUGGCCAUGGAGCUGAGAAAUCACCGAAAUGGGGAGGAGGAGGAGGGAUCUGUCUGCCUAACUUCAGUAAUAUUAUUGCCUUUUCUUAGAUAACCCUCUUCACUCUUUUCUGUCUCCUCAAUCCUUAUCUAGCUGUCAAAGUCUCGUUCAAAUCCUGCCUCCUCCAGGAAAUCUUAUCUGCUCACUACAACUCAAACUGAUUUGUUGACCUGGCCAUUUACAGCAUUUGUUUGACCAUACCACCUGGCCCUUAAGGCUGCCUGGCGUUUUCUAAUAAAAGCUAUCAUUUUUCUGAAUACAGACUAUUUGCUUGCUUUUAUUUCUUAGCAGCUCCAUGAGAUACAUACUAUCAUUGUCCCAAAUUUAUAUUGUCUGUCUCUCCCUUCACAUCUAUUAAUAUUUGCUUUAUGUAUUUAGGUGUGCUAAUGUUAAGUGCAUAUAUAUUUAUAAUUAUUCUCUUGAUGAACUGUAUCCUAUACUACUAUAUAAUGACCUUCUUUAUCUCAUUUUACAGUACUUAAAGUAUAUUUUAUCUGAUACAAAUAUAGCUACCCUGAAAGUAUAGCUCUCUUUUGAUUUCAAUUUUCAUGGAUUUUUUUUUUUUUCAUUUCUUUACUUUCCGUCUAUGUGUCCUUACAGGUGAAGCGAAUCUGUUAUGGACAGCAAUAGUUAGGUCUUGUUUUUUUUUUGAGACGGAGUCUCGCUCUGUCACCCAAGCUGGAGUGCAGUGGCGCAAUCUAGGCUCUGCAAGCUCCGCCUCCUGGGUUGACACCAUUCUCCCACCUCAGCCUCCUAAGUAGCUGGGACUACAGGCGCCCGCCACCACGCCCAGCUAAUUUUUUGUGUUUUUAGUAGAGACGGAGUUUCACCGUUAGCCAGAAUGGUCUCGAUCUCCUGACUUUGUGAUCCUCCCGCCUCGGCCUCCCAAAGUGCCGGGAUUACAGGCGUGAGCCACCGUGCCCAGCCAGGUCUUGUUUUUUUAUCCAUUCAACCACUGUGUAUUUUUUGAGUGGAGAAUUUAAUCCAUUUACAUUCAAAGUAAUUAUUGACAGGUAAGGACUUAUUAUUGCCAUUAUGUUCACUACUUCCUGGUUGCUUUAUAAAUCCUUCAUUCUGCUCUUCUCUCUUGCUAUCUUUUUUAUGAUUAGGUGAUUUUCUCUGCUGCUAUGCCUUGAUUCCUUAUGAUUUAAAUUUUGAGUAUCCUCCUUAGGUUUUCUUUGUGGUUACCGUUAGGUUUAUAUACAACAUCAUCUAGUUAUAACAGGCUAUUUUAAGUUGAUAACAACUCAGAUUGCAUUAAAAAACUACACUUUUGCUCUACUUCCUCCCACAUUUUACGCUUUUGAUGCCACAAUUUAUAUUUUUAUAUUGUGUAUCAACAAAUUACAUUGUAGCUAUUAUUUAAAUAAUUUAUAUUUUAACCUUCAUACUAAAGUAUAAGUGAUGUAUACACCACUAUCACAGUAUUAUUCUGAAUUUGACUGUGUACUUUUACCAGUAAGUUUUAUGCUUUCAUAUGUUUUCAUAUUACUAAUUAGCAUCCUUUUCUUUCAGCUUGAAGAACUCCCUUUACUAUUUCUUAUAAGACAAGACUAGUGGUGAUUAACUCCCUCAGCUUUUGUUUGUCUGGGCAAGUCUUUUAUCUCUCCUUAAUUCUGAAGCACAGCUUAGCCAGAAUCUAUUGUUCCAUCAGACUCUGUUGUUACAUCUACAUUGAUUAGCUGGCCUUCUUCUGUAAAGGUGAGCAUUUCUUUAUCAACUGUGGGUCGACUACAGUUUCUUCUAAAAAGUUAGGGUAAUUUGUAAUCCUUCCCCUUUACCACGUUUCGAGUAGAUCUCACCAUAUCGAAUUUUUCCCAUUAUUUUUUCAGGGCUACUUUUCUUUCUGACACAACUAAAUUUGCUCACCUUCCAAUUUCCUGCCUCAGACCCCAAAUCAACCAUUUCUUCAAGGAACCUCAGUUCUUUUUAGUGAAGGAUGAUACCAGGAUAAAUGUGCUGCUUACCUUCAUUAUACCAGAGACAGCGUCUUGCUCUGUUGCCCGGGCUGGAGGGCAGUGGCACGACCAUAGUUCACUGCAGCCUCGAACUCCUGGCCUCAAGCAAUCCUCCCACCUCAGCCUUCCAAGUAACUGGGACUACAGACACACACCACCAUGCCCUGCUGAUUUAAAAAAAAUUUUUGUAAAGAUGGGGGUCUCUCUAUGCUGCCGAGGCAUGUCUCAAACUCCUACCCUCAAGAGAUCCUCCUGCCUCAGCCUCCCAGAGUGCUGGGAUUACAGGAAGACAGAGAUGUCAAUGACCCCAUGCCCAACCGAGGCGGCAAUGGACUAGCUCCUGGGGAGGACAGAUUCAAACCUGUGGUACCAUGGCCUCAUGUUGAAGGAGUAGAAGUGGACUUAGAGUCUAUUAGAAGAAUAAACAAGGCCAAAAAUGAACAAGAGCACCAUGCUGGAGGAGAUUCCCAGAAAGAUAUCAUGCAGAGGCAGUAUCUCACAUUUAAGCCUCAGACAUUCACCUACCAUGAUCCUGUGCUUCGCCCAGGGAUCCUCGGUAACUUUGAACCCAAAGAACCUGAGCCUCCUGGAGUGGUUGGUGGCCCUGGAGAGAAAGCCAAGCCAUUGGUUUUGGGACCAGAAUUCAAACAAGCAAUUCAAGCCAGCAUUAAAGAGUUUGGAUUUAACAUGGUGGCAAGUGACAUGAUCUCACUGGACCGCAGCGUCAAUGACUUACGCCAAGAAGAAUGCAAGUAUUGGCAUUAUGAUGAAAACUUGCUCACUUCGAGCGUUGUCAUUGUCUUCCAUAAUGAAGGAUGGUCAACCCUCAUGAGAACAGUCCACAGUGUAAUUAAAAGGACUCCAAGGAAAUAUUUAGCAGAAAUUGUGUUAAUUGACGAUUUCAGUAAUAAAGAACACUUAAAAGAAAAACUGGAUGAAUAUAUUAAGCUGUGGAAUGGCCUAGUGAAGGUAUUUCGAAAUGAAAGAAGGGAAGGUUUAAUUCAAGCACGAAGUAUUGGUGCUCAGAAGGCUAAACUUGGACAGGUUUUGAUAUACCUUGAUGCCCACUGUGAGGUGGCAGUUAACUGGUAUGCACCACUUGUAGCUCCCAUAUCUAAGGACAGAACUACAUGUACUGUGCCUCUAAUAGAUUACAUAGAUGGGAAUGAUUAUUCCAUUGAACCACAGCAAGGUGGGGAUGAAGAUGGUUUUGCCAGAGGGGCCUGGGACUGGAGUUUACUAUGGAAACGUAUUCCUCUAAGCCACAAGGAAAAGGCCAAAAGAAAACAUAAAACUGAACCUUAUCGGUCCCCAGCCAUGGCUGGGGGAUUAUUUGCCAUUGAACGAGAGUUCUUCUUUGAAUUGGGUCUCUAUGAUCCAGGUCUCCAGAUUUGGGGUGGUGAAAACUUUGAGAUCUCAUACAAGAUAUGGCAGUGUGGUGGCAAAUUAUUAUUUGUUCCUUGUUCUCGUGUUGGACAUAUCUACCGUCUUGAGGGCUGGCAAGGAAAUCCUCCGCCCAUUUAUGUUGGGUCUUCUCCAACUCUGAAGAAUUAUGUUAGAGUUGUGGAGGUUUGGUGGGAUGAAUAUAAAGACUACUUCUAUGCUAGUCGUCCUGAAUCGCAGGCAUUACCAUAUGGGGAUAUAUCGGAGCUGAAAAAAUUUCGAGAAGAUCACAACUGCAAAAGUUUUAAGUGGUUCAUGGAAGAAAUAGCUUAUGAUAUCACCUCACACUACCCUUUGCCACCCAAAAAUGUUGACUGGGGAGAAAUCAGAGGCUUCGAAACUGCUUACUGCAUUGAUAGCAUGGGAAAAACAAAUGGAGGCUUUGUUGAACUAGGACCCUGCCACAGGAUGGGAGGGAAUCAGCUUUUCAGAAUCAAUGAAGCAAAUCAACUCAUGCAGUAUGACCAGUGUUUGACAAAGGGAGCUGAUGGAUCAAAAGUUAUGAUUACACACUGUAAUCUAAAUGAAUUUAAGGAAUGGCAGUACUUCAAGAACCUGCACAGAUUUACUCAUAUUCCUUCAGGAAAGUGUUUAGAUCGCUCAGAGGUCCUGCAUCAAGUAUUCAUCUCCAAUUGUGACUCCAGUAAAACGACUCAAAAAUGGGAAAUGAAUAACAUCCAUAGUGUUUAGAGAGAAAAAAAUAAACCAAUAACCUACCUACUGACAAGUAAAUUUAUACAGGACUGAAAACCGCCUGAAACCUGCUGCAACUAUUGUUAUUAACUCUGUAUAGCUCCAAACCUGGAACCUCCUGAUCAGUUUGAAGGACAUUGAUAAACUGUGAUUUUACAAUAACAUUAUCAUCUGCAGUUACUGUUUACAAGACUGCUUUUACCUUAAACUUUGUAGAUGUUUACAUCUUUUUGUUGUGUUUUAAGAUGAUGUUGGUAAUUUGUGCCUUUAGCUCUGUUUUAUUAGACAGAGUUAAAGCAUGUUGUCUUCUUUGGGAUUACACUCAGGGGUCUGAAAGGCAGUUUGAUUUUUAUUUUUAACACACUUGAAAAAAGGUUGGAGUAGCCAGACUUUCAUAUAUAACUUGGUGAUUAUCAACCUGUUGUGUCUUUAUUUAAUUUUACAUCUUUUUGAAGCACUGCCACAGGUUAUUAGCCAAGGUGGCCUUCCUUCACAGUCAUGCUGCUUUUUUGAAAGGUGAAUUUCAACACAUUUAGUGCCUCUUUCAUUUCUCAGUAUAUAUUUCAAGAGCUUGUGAUGAAAUCUAUAGGAUGGUAAUGAUGGACUUGUCACCUGUAUGGGGAAUACUUUUACUACUCAGAAAUGAAUUUAUGUGCUGCCAUUUGCUAUAAAGUUGAACUUUGUAUGGCUUGAAAAAGAAAUGACAAUAUGGAACAUCCCAAGGCUGUCCCAUAGGGUUGGAAGUUGUGUAGCAUUCACUCCCUUACCUACUGGCAUUCCCAGUGCCCUCUGUCCAUACCUACUUCUAGGAUUGCAAAGGAGUCUUCCAACUAGAGAAAAAUUGUCCACUGACAUUUGGGAUUUACUUUUCUCCAAUACCUGCCAAUACAGAAAACUAUUAUCAGUUGUUAUUGUUAUCCCUUGAAAGCGAGGGUGACAAAAACAACAAAACACCGUUAUAAACACAUCAAAGGUUCAUUCUGACUGAGGUAAGACUUUCCAAGCCCUUGUUAGAUUAGGCCUUAUAAAACUUGUGUGCAUUAUAACCUAAGCUGUGCAACCUGUGAAGCCAAGAGUGAACUGAUGUUUCAUUUAUAUUUUCAUCCAAAUGACAUUAUCUGCACGUUUUUAAAAUUUAAAAACAAAGGACUAUUUAAAAAUACAGUUUAUUAACAAACGUGAACUACUUUCUGUUACAUUAGGUGUUCCCUAGUGUUUCUUAAUUUCUUUUUAGAAAGUGUAUUUUUAUUAGUAUUUUUCCGGUGAACAGAAGAUUUGUUUGGAUUUAAACAUUUACUAAGACAGUACCUAUUAGGAAAACCAAAUAUUGCAAAUGGUCAAUUCGAUUUUAAUUUCUCAAAAGAUACUCUGUUAUCCAGAAGAUUAAAAUGCCUACAUUGAGUGCUUAAAAAAAAAAAAACAACUGUGAUGAUGUGAGCAGAAUGGCAAGUAAGUUAAGCAUUUUUGAUCCUGUAAUCAUGGUAUCAUUACAAUGAAAGGAAUUCACAAACUACUGCCAGAGGAAGUUUGUUUUUUAAUUUAAGAGGGAAAUAUAACCUAUAAAUUUGUUUCUUCCAAGCUUAGCUCUUAAAUUUGGAGACUCAAAGUUAAACAUCCUCAACAGAGUUUUAUUUAUAAUUUUGAAUUGUCAAUUUGUAUUUUGCUACUGAUCUGUGAUCAACCAUUUUAACUUUCAUCUCUAGGGAUGUUUAACAUUUAUAAUUGCAAAAUAAACCAACUAUAAAAAAAGAAACUAAGAGAGAAUUGGUACUUUAAUUACUUGUGUGUUUGCAAAUAGGCUCCAUUUUCCAUGUUGAGUAGAUUAUAACCUUAUUAACUAUGCAUAGGCCUAAGAAAGGUGGCAAUGAACUGUGCAUGUAAAUUUUAAAUGGGUACUUUGUGCAAUUCGUUAAAAGAAGAUACUCUAUGAAUAUGAUUCUAUAUAUUGAAAUCAGAAAACCUACCAAACAAAAACAUCAGAAGCUGCUGCCAUAAUGACUAUUUUCUACUGUAGGCUGCUUUGGAAAUAAUUCCCAUAUCCUUGCUUUGUAAGUUGGUAAUAUCACUAUGCAUUUCUACACAUUUUAUAAAUUUGAUUUAUGCAGAUUUUGAUACACUGUAUGUUUCUGUAGAAAUUGUAUAAAUAUUCAAAAUUUUAUUAGGAUAAAUUUGAGAAACUUACGUAUAUCUUAAUUCUGGGUUGCUUGUUUUUUAGGUGACAAAAAUAAAAUAUUGUAUUUUAAUUCA